AUGGCAUCAGGGUGGGGAAUCGCAGGAAACAAAGGCAGAUGCUACGAUUUCUGGAUUGAUUUCAGCGAGUGCAUGUCUCAAUGCAGAGAGCCCAAGGACUGCGCUUUUCUCCGUGAAGAUUACCUUGAGUGCCUCCACCACUCUAAAGAGUUUCAACGGAGAAAUCGAAUUUACAAGGAGGAGCAGCGCAAACUAAGAGCAGCUUCACAGAAAGCCGAUGGUGGAGACAGCAAAGAUAGCCAUCAUUGA
Molecule: messenger RNA, 249 nt
Organism: Dovyalis caffra
Lineage: Eukaryota; Viridiplantae; Streptophyta; Magnoliopsida; Malpighiales; Salicaceae
Source: the annotation of a GenBank genome assembly